This is a messenger RNA of Pocillopora verrucosa, 2975 nucleotides long. RefSeq names its product inactive ubiquitin carboxyl-terminal hydrolase MINDY-4B. Gene Ontology annotation, biological process: protein K48-linked deubiquitination. The record is from RefSeq and is a predicted model, not a curated record. NCBI's taxonomy places the organism in Eukaryota, Metazoa, Cnidaria, Anthozoa, Scleractinia, Pocilloporidae. Gene Ontology annotation, molecular function: cysteine-type deubiquitinase activity; K48-linked deubiquitinase activity.
UGGCAGGCGCUUGCCUUCUCAGUAUUGCAAUGUCAUGUUCAUUAUGUAAGUUUUAAAGAAGUAAAAAACUUUAUCAAGAUGUUGUAAAUGUCAUUUCAGAAGAAUUACUGUUUUCUCUGAGAUACGUGUGAAAAUCGCACUUGGUGAACUGGACUCUCUAGAUCCUCUUUCUGAUGUCAGGAGUUAAACAGGAGAGUAUGGAAGAGGGUUAGUAGCAAAUUUGAAAGCCACUUUGUGUGACUAACGAGUACAGUGCCUUUGGGAAAAUUUGGAGUUGAAAGGAGAGUUCAAGAAACGAACAAAGAAAGCAUGUCAAAGAAUGCUGAGGAAACCAACAACAUGCUGGAUAGAUGGGCAAAAGUUUUUGACAAAAGCCUUGCAAAGCCAGUACCAAAGACAUUAACCCUUAAAAGGUCAAGCACAUUGGAGCUAGAGGAUGUUCAAGAAGAUGUUAUUGAAGACAUUGAUAUAGACGCUGGCCAUGUGCUGGCACCUCCAAUACAUCAAGAAAGCAGAAGUACUUUACAUGUGUGUUCAAGACACGGAAGGGAACGCACAAAAAUCCUGGAGCAGAAACCGGUCAAACCUUCUAGAUCUAUCCAACCCAAACCAGUUAAACCUGUUAGACAAACGAGCUUUCAUGCACCCACUCCAAAAGAAACAUCUGCUGUAAAAUCUGGUAACAGAGCGGAAACGUCGGUGCAGCCUGCACCUAAACCAGAAAAAUGUCCUCAACAUGAAGUGAAACAGGAACUCGUUAAGGAGCUAUCAUUGGACAUUGGACCGUUACUUCCUUCAUCCCGCCCUAAGAGACAAAAUUCUUCCAGUCAAAGAAAGCCCUUGGAAAGAGAACGCGCCACAGAAUCUGUUAAACCAGCUGUGCCGGGUGGGGAUCCAAUCACAUUGGAGGUAGCCAAGGCCCUCCGUGUGUUAUUAUUUGGUACACCGUACACGUCUUUCAACUCUGACUGGAGAAGACAACAUAUCAACUUCUUUUCGCACAAGUCUUACGCUCUAAGCUUCCAUAAGUUGGGGCCUGACGGGAUCAUGGCAUGUUUGCAGGGAUUCCUGUUGAGAUUCUUGUUGUACGACCAGCCGUCCAUUGAACACGUGAAAAGUAUGUUGAGACCAAUGUCGUCUGACCGCCAGAAGGCACUAAUUACAGCCAUGACGAAGAUCCUCUGGCAAGCAGGAGGCCAACAGCGCGCAACGGUAGUACUGCCGUGCGGUGAGUGUAACUGGGCGACAAUGGACGACUACAGAGAAGAUCAGCUCACGGAAAAGCUUCAUCAGUUCAGAUUUACCGAGUUUUCCCACCUGGAAAGGUUCACGAAGAAGCACUUAUCAUUUUUUGAAAGCACAAACGGAAAUGGUUGCAUUCUGUUUUUGUAUUCGGUUAUUCUGUCCAGAUCAAUUGAAAGGGUAACUGAGGAUCUAGGAGACCCGAAUUCCACUUUGAUGGGUCUUCACGACUCAUGCUCUCAGGCCAUGAUUAACUUGAUGCUAACUGGCAGAGCAGCCGCCAAUGUCUUUAACGGUGAUAUCGAGUUCAAUAAAAGAGGACGAAAACUGCCCCAUCCGCUGAAUGGCAUUAAAGGUCGGAGUGAGAUUGGAUUUUUAUCUCUUGAAGAGCAUCUUGAUCCCAAAUCUUUUCAGGUUGGUAGCAUGCUCAAGACUCCCAAGUUUCCAGUUUGGGUGGUGAAGACAGGUGAACGUUACGGCGUGCUGUUUUCACUCAACAAGGAACUCGUUAAUGAUUGGAAGCUCGAGAGGAGAUUUGAGUUGUUGUACUGUACUGGAUCAGCUAAAAGAAACAAUGGUGCAGACGAGAGUGUAUUUAUUAUAGAUACGAGAGAUAUUUUCAGCUCCGAUGACGAAUUCGGGGAAGAACCAUCUGAGGUGGAACACUGUUUAAGAACCAAAUGGCCAGGUGCACUGAUUGAAGUAAAAGAUGAAAGAAGCUAAACAUAAGCAAAGAAAAAGCACCUAUUUCAGGGUUUCUACUUUGCAAGAAAUGGCUUGAGCCUGAGUAAGAGCAGCGGCGUCUUCAUGGCAACAAGCUUCUCGUUACAUAAUCACGCUAAGGUCACGUGAUCUCGUGUGAAGGCUGUGUGGUACGGUUGACAUCUCACUAGAAAUGGAGUUCGCUACGGAGGAGACCUCGAUCCGUUGUGCUCAAGUCCCUUUCGAAUCAUAGAGAUAACAUUCGAGAUCCAAAAACGAAAAAAAUUGAAGAAGCAUCGCAGUGAAAACGUUCAACUCAUAUUAUUCCUUUUCUGUUACAUUUUAGGAAAAUUUGUUUGAAAGAGAGGUGGGGAAGGGGGCAGGGUGAUAUUAACCUGCACCUUAUUUACGAGGAACCUUCCUGGAAAAUCCUUUCUCGUUCGUGAAAACGAUUUCAUUCAAUUUUAAUGCGUCGGACAUCUGUUACCUGAGCCACUUAGUCAUAACUUCCGUAUAAUCCCAUACUUUAUCAUGCACAGCUCUCUGUUUUAAAGAAAGUAAUGACGGAACCAUUGGAUUCGAUCUAGAUUCUUUGUCAUCUUCGCUUUCUUUGGCUAUAAGUACUGAUCGACACCAAAUUGAAUUUGGUUCGGUGAAAUCAUUGUCCGUUUCUUUAAAAAUGUUGUAAUCGAUUAAUUUUGUUUAAGAGACCACGGUAUCAGCAAUGGGUCCAAGGAGUUCAAGUGCUUUAUAUCAUAGCAAGCUUUAUUGAGUCCGGUUUUUAUUAUACGCAACACUGAACUUUGAGUGCCCUGAAGCAGGGAAACAGUUUGCACCUACAGAAACGAACGAGGACUGUACAUAAGUUCUUUUUUAAGUAAUAGCGUUCUAUUUUUGUAAAGCUGAUGAACACGCUUAAGUUUCCUACUUGAUUGUGUAUAAAUGUUACAUCGCCCAUUUGAAUUAUUUUCAUGCAAGGAGGGCAGUGUGAAAAAAGCAGUAUUUUUGUACAAGUGAUAUUAAAAUCGUUA